This is a messenger RNA of Phyllostomus discolor (pale spear-nosed bat), 4367 nucleotides long. It is a transcript of the gene HTR1A, whose product is annotated as 5-hydroxytryptamine receptor 1A. The transcript has a single exon. The record is from RefSeq and is a predicted model, not a curated record. Gene Ontology annotation, molecular function: G protein-coupled serotonin receptor activity. Bases 447 to 1715 code for a protein of 422 amino acids. Gene Ontology annotation, cellular component: plasma membrane. NCBI's taxonomy places the organism in Eukaryota, Metazoa, Chordata, Mammalia, Chiroptera, Phyllostomidae. Gene Ontology annotation, biological process: regulation of behavior; adenylate cyclase-activating adrenergic receptor signaling pathway; regulation of hormone secretion.
GAGAAAAGCAGGGAGAGGAGGGUCACAGAAUGACCGUGAAGGAUGGAGUUUCAAUAUUCCAGAUACUUUUAGGGCUGGAGACUCUUUGCUAGUAAGGAGACACAGGUUCCUGGCAGCCAGUUGGGCAGCGACAAGGUAAAAUGAACAGCGAGAGAAAGACGUUCCAGCCAUCUCUCUGUUACCCAGAGAUCCCGGAGCUGUUCUCCGGCCAACUCGUUUCUCAGCUAGAGUUCCUGAACGCGCUGGACCAAGAGAGCCCACGGAGCGCCUAGAAGCUGCUCCUCGGAGUUGCCUUCGCCUGAGCAGUAAGAACUUCCUGCUUGAGUCCCUGCAUCCCCUCCCCCAGAAACUCCUUGGAGAGAGGGGCGGCAGACCCCAGGGGGAGGGGCGAGGGGAUCUUUGUGCAGGUCUUUCUCCCCUCCCCCUCCCCUGCCCAGCGCGCAGGCAUGGAUGUGCUCAGCCCUGCACAGGGCAACAACACCACGUCCUCCGAAGGUCCCUUCGGGACAAACGGCAACGCUACUGGCAACUCUGACGUGACCUUUAGCUACCAAGUGGUCACCUCUCUGCUGCUGGGCACGCUUAUCUUAUGUGCUGUACUGGGCAAUGCGUGCGUGGUGGCUGCCAUUGCCCUGGAGCGCUCCCUGCAGAACGUGGCUAACUAUCUCAUCGGCUCACUGGCAGUCACCGACCUCAUGGUGUCGGUGCUGGUGCUGCCCAUGGCCGCAUUGUACCAGGUGCUCAACAAGUGGACUCUGGGGCAGGUCACCUGUGACCUGUUCAUUGCCCUCGACGUGCUGUGCUGCACCUCGUCCAUCCUGCACCUGUGCGCCAUUGCCCUGGACAGGUACUGGGCCAUUACGGACCCCAUCGACUACGUGAACAAGAGGACACCCCGGCGUGCCGCUGCGCUCAUCUCGCUCACUUGGCUCAUUGGCUUCCUCAUCUCCAUUCCACCCAUGCUAGGCUGGCGGACCCCGGAAGACCGCUCGGACCCCGACGCAUGCACCAUCAGCAAGGACCACGGCUACACUAUCUACUCCACCUUUGGCGCUUUCUACAUUCCGCUGCUUCUCAUGCUAGUUCUCUACGGGCGCAUCUUCCGAGCCGCGCGCUUCCGCAUCCGAAAGACAGUCAAGAAGGUGGAGAAGAAGAGAGCGGACACCCGCCUUGGGGCGUCACCGGCCCCUCAGCCCAAGAAGAGCGUAAAUGGAGAACCUGAGAGCAGAGAAUGGAGGCAGUGCUUGGGCAAUAGGGCAGGGGGUAUUCAGUGCACCAAUGGAGCGGUGAGACAAGGUGAUGAUGGCACAGCCCUGGAGGUGAUCGAAGUGCACCGGAUGGGCAACUCCAAAGAGCACCUGCCACUGCCCAGAGAGGCUGGUGCUGUCACAUGUGCCCAGGCCUCCUUCGAGAAGAAAAAUGAGCGCAACGCUGAGGCCAAGCGCAAAAUGGCCCUGGCUCGAGAGAGGAAGACGGUGAAAACUCUGGGCAUCAUUAUGGGCACCUUCAUCCUCUGCUGGCUGCCUUUCUUCAUCGUGGCCCUGGUCCUACCCUUCUGCGAGAACAGCUGCCAUAUGCCCACCCUCUUAGGCGACAUAAUUAACUGGCUGGGCUACUCCAACUCUCUGCUCAACCCUGUCAUUUAUGCCUACUUCAACAAGGACUUCCAAAAUGCCUUUAAGAAAAUCAUCAAGUGCAAGUUCUGCCGCCAAUGAUGGUGGAGAAGCAGCCUGGGAACGGCCCGCGCUACUCACUCAGCCUCCCGCAGCCCUUUGGAAUCAACCUAUGAUAACUUGCUACUUUGACUCUGACUUUCUCAGCGGCUCUACCUGCGGCUCCCAGACUUCGUUUCCCUCUUCUUUGCUCAGAGGGAGGGCGCUCUGUGCAAAGAGGCGCCAGCGGCGGGGCAGGGGACACGGGAAAUUUCCCGCGUCCGUAAAAAGCGACCUUGGCUCUGAUUUUGGCUUCAGAAUUAGUUUUUUCCCAACAGUUGCCUCCUCCCUUUUAUGUUCCCUAAAUUUUCGUGGCGGAAGUUUAAGACUCAGCCGUUCAGGGCAAAACAUCCACGCAGAAAAAUGAACUACACUCUGACGCUGUGCCCACUAAUGGCUCCCACCUGCUCGCUCUGCUGCUAGAAUUUGGACUUAAAGUUCAGGACUUUACUCCGUUCCUACCCCUGUCCCCACUCCCAGCUCUCUGGUCCUGAAAACGUUCACUUUCUAUUUCGGUGCCAUCCUUUCUUUCCUUUCCCUGUUUCCCUUUCAGCACUCGCUAGUCCCAGUGCACUAUUUACUACUCGGGGAAGGCGGGUCUGCUUUUCCUUGCGGCUGUGAUGAUCCCCGCAAUCCCUACCUUGACCUUCCGAGCACCGCCCUUGGGUUCUUUUCUUGGAUUCAAAACAAGUGGCCAGAAGCUGUCUCUUAGAGUGGACUUGUAAGUACAAGGCUCGGCCAGUGGGAGAGUGCGGAACGAUUAUCUCCUCUUGUUUGGCUUCAGCACUCACCAAAGAAACUGACACUCACUGGGUUGGGGGAGCGGAUUUCUGUCUGGGUGCUGGAGGGUCUCCAUGUGCUGGCUUCACGACUUACCAACUGCGAAGGCGCCCGCUGGCCACUGGGUGCGCGCUGGGGACGCCAACCGCCCGCAGCCUGGCGCGAACGCUGAGCGCGCCCGCGGACUAACCCGGACAGGACCAUUUCCCGGCCUAUAUCUCGGGACGCGGUGAAGCGCCGCUGGACCACAGUCUGGGUUUGCCAUUUCCUCCCGCGCUGGGUACCGCGGGGGUCUGGGGACCAAAAAGACCCGGAGUGCCAAAGGAGUGUCCUUGUCCGGUAUCAAAGAGGGAGGGCAUCUCAAUGUGUAAGCCGGAGUUCCAGCUGGCACUUAAAGGGUAAUUUUAUCCAAUGGAUGCAAGUUCUGCUCCUAAUUCACCCCCCUCAACCUUUUCGGAUAAGGGAAUAGCUCUGUGUAGCGUGUCCUAACAGUACACAGGAUUUGAUCUGCAGGUCGUCCAGGACUCAAAAUUACCAGGACCUUCAUUUCCAACAAGGAUUUCUAGGCUUUCAAUCCAAGGGGUCCCGAUAGGUUUAGCACUCUCCGCGCUCUGAGAGGCGGUUACCUCAAAUAUCGAGGCUGUGAAGGCCUAGCUAGGGGUGCUCUUCCCUGGGGAGUCCCUGAGAGGCUUGUACAGGGUUAACACUUGCUCCCUGGCCUGACUGUUUUUAGCCACAACUCAAGAAAACGGGCUUCUCGACCUUUGAAUUUGUGGAGCACUCCAAGCUUUCUCUCUACCCCCUCCCCCCAGAAGUUAUUCUUUCGGCCUUGCCACUCCUGCUGAGAAAUCGGUUAUAAUCAUUACUGCCCCCAGAAGGGAAGGUAUUUCGGUGCUCCGUUAGAAUGUAAAUUUCCAUCCCCGUGACCUGACUGGGAUCAAGAAGUUUGUUAUAGUGAGAUCCUCUACUUUUCUGAUGUGUAACAGUUUCGUUUUUCCAGCAAUUUCACAGUUAUUUAUUCUUACUCCCCUCUCCUUUCAACUAUACCUUUUGAAUGUUUGCAUUGCUGUUUUGAGAGCUAUGUUGCGAAAGUUGCCAGUGAAAAGUUCACUUGUGUUUAAAGUUAAGAAGGUGAAAAGACAGCUGGCUCUAUCACUUGAAGCCAUUUUAUUGUUCGUUAAACUGAACAAAGCCUGCACUUUUUCUAAGACCUAAACUGAGAGUAAGCAUUAUACCCCCUUAAAACAGGAAAAGUAUAAGAACCCUGGGAACUCAGUGGAUGAUCUAUCUAUGCAUAUGUAAUGCCCAGAAGAGGCUGUGGUGGAGAAAAUAAGGUAGACUUCUCCUGUCCAACAAUUAUUCAUUUGAAAAUUUGAUUCUUUUUCUAACAAUAAUUUAAGUAGACCUACAUGAAAACACUUUUCUGUGUCUUCCUAAAUCUUUAGAAAAAAUCCUAUAAUAUAUUUAAAAUAACUGAAGUCCAAAAUUGGCUCAUGCAAAUUAUACCUUGGCCAGUAAGUAUUACAUUUGAAGGUUUGAGACUUCUAGUUAUUUGUAUCUUUCACAGAACUAUAUGGCAAUAGGUUUUGGACAUUUGUUCUUUCUGUUCUGGAGGAUUGAUACCAGAACGGGGAAGGAGCAUCCAUUUGGACUAUAAUUGCCAAGGUAAUAGAGAAAUUUGGAAAAUGUGCAAAAGAGCUGCAUAGCAGAAAAAAGACCCUGUUUGAUGCUUUUUUUGAAGUAUUUAUAUUACGGUAAAGUAUAUAUGCAUCAAAAUUGGCUUUCACUCUUCCCUGUGACAAUAAAGGACUUGAAUAAUGGUAAUGCUACAAUAAACUGAUAUCAGUAACACAUGCAUCUUUAUUUUAAUCAGAA